UAAAGUUUACGAAAAAGUACAAAAUCCUCCUCCAAAACUCCCUCUCUUAGCGGUCAACUUUCGUUUUAAACCCUUCCAAACCUUAUAACUGAAUAGUACUUUCAAAGACGAUUAUAAUGAAUAUAAAAUCGUUAAUCAAAUCUUGUUUAGUGUCGAAGAAAUUUUAUCUUCCAAAAACCCAAAAAAGUGUCAGCUGUCUAUCAUUUAAAAUGGAGAAACUUGGAGACCCCAAAUUGCCCACUCCAUUCGGAUCUCUCCUCAAAGUUUUUAAACUUUUAUUAAACUAAAAGCUGUGCCUAUUGGUACAAGUCCUACAAACUCUGAAAGCUUCAUUCGAUUCGCAUGAAGUCGGCGUAAAGUCGGGUACGUUCCCGAAAGAACAAUCCACUAAAUAUAUGCAUAAAAGGCGGAAUUUCAUAGCAAAAUCAUAACAGAUAGUUCUUUCAAGUUCUUGAAAGAUCUUUGAAAAGAUUACAAUAGUUUUAUUUUUUUAUGUAUAUGCUCUAUCGUUUUAUCUGAAAACAUGGUUAUCUCGGCAACAUCGAUCAAUAGAUGGCGUGAAAAUUUUGAUUGGAUGAUUAUUGGAGGACUUGAAUAUAUGUUUGUAAAAUGGCGUUACUUUUCAUCAUUAUUCUAUAUUUAAUUCGAAUUGUUUAAUCAAUUUUCUCCGAUUCAGAUUACAUUCAAGUCUUAUUUUUAAUUCGUGAGUGUUUUGUGUGUUUUAUUUUUUAUCUCUUUCGAAUUCAAAUAGAAGUUCCUAAUCGAGAAGGAAACGAAAAUAUCUAUAAAAUUUUCUUCUUGAUUGAAAUUACAAAAAACAAAGAAAGAAUUGUCCUUAUUUAGAAGCUCAUCUACGUACAAUAUCAAUCCUACACACAAACAGACGUUUCGUUUUCCAUGGAUUCGUUUUUGUAUUUUGAAAAUAUCAUAGUUUAUCAUUCUAGGAGUGGUUCUACACAAUCAAUUCCUAUUUUGCACCCUUUACCCUCUAUAUUAUUCGAUUUGAUCAAGGAAAUGGCUGAUGAUACUGAAAUUGAACGUAUGCUUGAAGAAAAAAUGCAUGAAGAUGAACAAAUAAAUAAACAUCAAAAUGGAGAAAAAAAGGAUAAAGAUAAAGAUAAAGACAAAGAUAAAGAUAAAAAACAUAAAAAACAUAAACAUCACAAACAUCAUAAAACACAUAAAAGUGAUAAAAAACAUGAUCGAAAACGAAGUCGUUCACCAAUUAAUGAACGUCGUCGUCGUUCACCAACACCACCAACAUUAUCCAGUGGUAAACGACGUGAUGUUAAUUCUGAAUUACAUCAAUUAGCUCAAACAUUAAAUCGACAAAGCAAUUCAAAAGAUCAUUCAACAUCAAAAUCAACUCGUCGUGAAAAAUCACCCGAAUUAACACCAGAAGAACGAGAUCUUCGGACAGUAUUUUGUAUGCAAUUAGCAGCGAUGAUUCGACCACGUGAUCUUGAAGAAUUUUUUUCACGUGUUGGUAAAGUUCGUGAUGUACGUUUAAUUACAGAUCCUCGAACACGUCGAUCAAAAGGUGUUGCUUAUGUUGAAUUUCGUGAUUUAGCCUGUGUUCAAGCGGCUCUUGCUUUAUCUGGUGAAAAAGUUCUUGGUAUACCAAUUAUUGUUAAACCAUCGAAUGCUGAAAAAAAUCGAUUAGCAGCACAAGCAGCUGCAGCUGCUGCUGCUCAAAAUUCAGUUAUGACUAAUGGUAUAACAGCACUUUCUGGAACAGUUGUACCAACACAUGGACCUAUGAAAUUAUAUGUUGGUUCAUUACAUUUUAAUAUAACUGAAGAUAUGUUACGUGGUAUAUUUGAACCAUUUGGACGUAUUGAUAAUAUUACACUAAUGAAAGAUCCUGAUAGUGGUCGAUCAAGAGGAUAUGGUUUUAUUCAAUUUGCUCAUGCAGAAGAUGCUAAACGAGCAAUGGAAAAUUUAAAUGGUUUUGAAUUAGCUGGACGACCAAUGAAAGUUGGUCAUGUUACUGAACGACCAGGAGAUGUGACUGGUUCAGUCGGUACAACAUUUCCAACAUAUACCGGUGGUGUUGCAUCAUCAUUUACAUCUUCAUCGAAUCUUGAUUCUGAUGAUCUUGACCAUCGUGGUAUUAAUUUAGGUGCAACUGGACGUUUAGCUUUAAUGGCUAAAUUAAGUGAAGGUAGUGGUUUACAAAUGCCAAAACAUGCUAUUGAUGCUUUACAAGCUGCACAUAUGCAAGCAGCUGGUUCUCAACAUGUUCGUAUACCUGAACCACCUAAUCCACAACAAUUAGCAACAGUAACAGCUGUUAGUACACUAUGUUUUAUGCUUUCAAAUAUGUUUGAUCCAACUACAGAAGCUAGUCAUAAUCCCGAUUGGGCGAAAGAAAUUCGUGAUGAAGUUAUUGAAGAAUGUAAUAAACAUGGUGGUGUUGUUCAUAUUUAUGUUGAUGAAAAAAGUUCGGAUGGAAAUGUUUAUGUUAAAUGUGCGACUAUUGCUAGUGCGAUCAAUGCAGUCAAUUCACUUCAUGGUCGAUUCUUUUCUGGUCGUACUGUCGUUGGAAAUUAUAUACCAACUCAAUCUUAUCAUAAACUUUUUCCUGCAGCAAGUACAGCGACAACACCUCUUACUCCUUCAUAUCAUUAG
Messenger RNA from Rotaria sp. Silwood2, 2631 nucleotides. The record is from the annotation of a GenBank genome assembly. NCBI's taxonomy places the organism in Eukaryota, Metazoa, Rotifera, Eurotatoria, Philodinida, Philodinidae.